UUUCUGACCUGCCUGUCGUUCAGUCUGUUGGUCGUGGGAUAUUUGCACUUUGUUUGAGCCUCACAGACUAAGAGCAAAAACAUGGGUUCUGGACUCUCACAAGAAGAAAUUAACAGGAUGUCUCUUGGCUGGUAUGAAACUUCUUUACGGCACCCAUGCCUCUUGCCAGAUGUAGCCAUCGAUGAGUCCCUGUGGAAAUAUUCUGGCACAAACUCCACCGCUGAGCUGCAGGCCUACUCUGAUGACCUAAGCAACAGAAUCCCAGACUACAUCGAGAAGUUGGGAUCUGGUUUUGGCGCGUUUACUGCAAUCCCAAAUGCUGUUGGGCUUGGUGCGUUGGUGAUUUCUAUGAUCAUUGAGCUCUGCAUGAAGAGCAGAGAGGCACAAACAAAUGAUGAUCCAUACACCAUAUUUCACCGUGUGUUUGGAGAAGAGAAAGCUUCAGCUGUCCGGGACACAAUGCUCGAGUGUAUGAGGCGUAAUAACAUGUUCUUGAACAAUGACCAGCGUUUGAAAGAAGAACUACGCAGACUAGAAAUGCAGCUGAGCAGCCAUCUGACCACCCUCAGAAACUCCCUGCUGUAUGACGGACAGAUGAGUUCCCGCGGGUUCAAAAUCUGGGUUAACGGAGCCUCCUUCCACCUCCAGGUGUUGAUCCACGAGGCUCGACUGAAGAGCCGGACUGACCGAGACAUAUCAGACUAUGCUUAUUCAAUCAGAAGUGUCAUAGAUUUGUAUCUGACAGACCUGGAUUAUUUGCUGAAGAAAUACAAAGAAUACAAGCCGAGUACUGUUAAAGUCUUUGACAGAUAUUCGUGCCAUUUUGAUGGGUGCACUCCAGGAACAUGUUAUUUAUCAAAUACUGAGACAAAGUGUGAAAAAGUGCAUCCCAUUAAUCACUGGACUGACAUCUGUGGAAAUAGAGCUGAAUUGAUUGAGGCUUAUAUGAAUCUUGUUUUCUCAAAAUACGAACCAGUCUUAAGUUUGAAGAGUCAUUUUUCAAACAUCAAGAACAACCUCAACACUCUGAUCAGGCAACGCAACACAUUCACUCUGCCAUCAGCAAUCUAAGCUCAGUUUACUGCAGCUUUUGUUCUUUCAGCUUAUUCAUCGUUGUUCACAGUUAAAAUGUAACUUCUUUGUAUUUAGAUUUCUGUAAGUUUUAAUUAAAGUGAGAUGUUGGAGUUUAAAGUCCAGCAAAAUAAACCAAACUGUGGCAAUAACAUGGUCUAAUUUAAAGAUUC
Molecule: messenger RNA, 1244 nt
Organism: Toxotes jaculatrix (banded archerfish)
Lineage: Eukaryota; Metazoa; Chordata; Actinopteri; Toxotidae
Exons: 2
Coding region: 82-1071 (329 amino acids)
Source: RefSeq, a predicted model, not a curated record